GGCAGCGGGGCGGCGAGUGUACCUGUGUCAAGGUCGGGCUGCGCCUGGGCUCGUCUAUGAGCCCCCCCUCCCCCCCCCUGGGCUCUUUGUGACUCGGUUUCCCCAGCUCCUUCACCUUUCCAGGAGGGGAAAGCGCGCUAGGAGAGCCAGGCCCUUGGAGGCAGCGGUGAGGGGUGCUCGGUGACAGCGUCGCAUGCUUCGGGCAGGAAGCAGCAGCAGCAGGAUGUGGGCAGGGGCUCCGCAGGGCUCCUUGCACCUCGCGUGUCAAGGAAACCCAGCUCUCGCCCGGCUCCGUCCUGCCCGCCUCCGCACCACCGCAGCGCAGGCCCGGUGCCGAGCCGCUCUCUCCAUUUGUACGACCGCUCCGUCCUUCCUAGUUGUGUCCCACGACUUGCUGGCAGAGAGGGUGCCAAACCCCCGAGCCCCAGGCCGGGUCCGUACCGACAGGCUCCUCGCCGGCCAGAUGUGGGCCUGGCGCUGGCGGGACACCGCGGCAGAGGUGAUGGGGACGGUGGCAGGGCAGGCGGUGGUGGACAGCCACCCCCGCUCACCCCCUCCCCGCUGCCAGCAGCUGCGUCCUGGGCAGAGAUGGAAGGAGAAGAUGAGUUCAAGGCAGAGAUCAAGGAAGACAAGUCGAGGCCCAAGAACUAAAAUUUCUGAAAAGUAUAAACCAUCGAAGGAAAAUAUCGGUUCACCUGAAAUUCCCACGACUCCCAUGGGUGGGGGGAGGUUGGGAAAUGUACGGGCUCCCAUAGCCCCGGGUUCUGCGUACCAGCCCCGAACUACCUCUGCCUCCACAUUUCCUGACCUGUAAGAGUGACGUGUUUGACGCCCUCCCCAUUUUACAGCAUCUCUUUAUAGAAAAUACCAAGGAUACUGGAGAAGGAGAUACGUUUGUAUAAGUAGAUAUCUGAAUUUCUGGGUUCUUGUCCUAGCUGAGGGAGGGGUUUGUAACGGGUAACGCUGGACACGGGGGGAGGAAGAGGACGCUGAGCUUUAGGGCUUCAGAGUCUGCUUUAGGCUCUGCCGCCGGCCGGCUUGCUGGUCUGUACAGCAGGGGUUAGUAAAUCUACAGGAGAUUAUGGAUUAACUCUGAAUUUGCAGCAGAACACAAGCCCACAGAAUUUAUGAAAAGCAAAACUGGAAAUGCUUGGUACCAAUUCAUGAUAGAAAUAAAUAGGAAAUGUCUUGAUGCUUUAUUUUAAUUUUAAUGCGAUAGUGUAAGUGGAGAAAGUGCAUCACAUUGAUCUUUGGCUUAAUAACAUCAAAGGUAAACAGCUUAAUUUAGUUUAAGAUCACAGUGUCUACGAUAUAUGCAUAUUGAAUAUUGUAUGCUUUUAAACCUUGAUGAGCUUUAUAUAUGCAAUGGGUAAGGUGGGUUACCAGCUUUUUUUAAGAUGAGCAGCUGGUAUACUUAUGGUUUGGUGGUUCGGACAUUCUUCUGGAGAUGGGGUGAGCUAGGAUCCUCUCUCUCCCAUUCCCUAGGCAAAUGCUCCAACCAGUAGGCUAUUUUUAAAAGGUGGGCAUUCCCCCCGACCCUGUCCUGAAAGAAAGACUGAGUCAAUGAUCUGUGCUGAAGGGGAAGACAUAGAUGCUCAUGUCAGAGAAGUGGUUUUGGGCUGUGAAUCCUAGUUUCAUGUAAGCUCUUAAAUGCAGGAGAGGACUUCACACCUCUGGAUUUCCUGUUGGCUGGGUCAGGCAUUCACUUACCUGCUGUGGUGAGUGCUACGAGUUGCAGUUUAAGGCACAUAAAUCUCACUGUUCACUGUACAGGGAAUUUAAACAUCUAACUCAAGUUUAUGAUUGCAGUCCUUGCAGCCAGGUAUCUAAAAGUUAGGUAUGGUGAUGCUAUGCAUCACCACACAUUAGUCCCUUUGUGGAUCUGGGUUAUUUAUGUAUUUAUUAUAAAAAAAAAAAAUAGAAUCAUUCCAUUCUUAGUUACUGCAGCAGCUGUGUAAGUCGUAUUGGUGCUAAUAGCAAUAAGCCUAGUUUUUACAGAGCUGAGUCUUAGUUUAAUCUAUGCUGAAAUGUAUUCACUAGCACUGAUAUCACACCUUAAAUCCUAGCUCAGGCAAGAAGUUUUAAAACCAUUUAUAUCCCAAGGCUUACAAGAAAUGAGUCAUCUAUAAAAAUAUUUUUAUUUUUAUCUCAAACCAAGAAAAGCAAAUCAAACCAAGGACCUAACAGGAUGAUUGCUUUUCCUCCCCCAGCCAGUUGGUGUGUAUGUUAUAGUUCACAUUUGUUCUGUUUAGAGCGGUGGAGCUCAGCCUUUUAGUGUGGCAGGUCAAGGGCGUAUGACCCAGCCAUAGUGAGCUACCACAGACCUCUGGCAGGAGUGGGGUGGAGGGAGAGGGGCAAGGAGGUGCCCGCUGAUGUCAGAGGAAGGGGAGAGAGAAAGAGAGAGCUGUGAAGGGGAUCAGUGGCAGGGCACAGGUCAGGGAAGGGGAAGCACUAGGUCAAGCUGCUUGUUGCUGAUCCCCCAUACUGUGGACUGGAUCCAGUCACUUUUGGAGGUAGAGCCAGCCUGUAGUCCAUAGGCUGAGUACCACUGGUUUAGCAUGUAAGGUUGUUUUCAGGGAGGGACUUUCUAAAAGUAAAUCUGUCCAAGCACCUAAUGUUGUUAGGGCCAGUGUAAUAAAAAUAAUGAUCACCUGUAAAGCUGUCCAGCUUGAAAAACUCCGUGCAAGUGUCAGUGGUGAAGGUGCUUUAUUUCCUGUUACGUGUUAAGAAUAUGUCGUUAAAAAUACCUUGAUGCUUGGCUAAGCUUUAGUUAGAAGGAUUGCAGGCUGGCAGCCACACCUCACUAACCCCCAGCCAAUUUUGAUCUGGCCCAGAUGAAAACAAGAACUGAAAUUCACUGGCUCAGUUAAGGAUAUUAAAGUUUUUUGAAGGAAUCAAAAUAACAGCAUCUACUUGAAAUUACACAUUUAAUUUGUUUCUCUUGUAACUUACAAUUAAAAAUAAUUGUACCUAAAGGGCUAGAGAAAAAUAUUUGUUUCCUUUUUUGCUGUUAGUUUAUCAUGCAGCUGGCACAAUUUUGUGAGUAGUCAGCUUCACAGUUUCCCCUACAUAGUUUUCUCAUCCCCCUCCCCUUCCCUGCCCCAUUAAUUGUGUGAAUUUUUCAUGCUGUUGAGAGGAGAGAAAACAUGAAAAUACUAGAAAAUGCGUUUUAUAACACCGUAAAAAGGCAAGUGUUCAUCCCAAGCUAUUUUUUGCUUUUUUCAAUUAAUUAGCUUUCAAGUUGUAAGUGUCCCUUUAAUUUGAAGACGUAUCAAGUGUAAACAGAGAGGGACUCAGACAUGCAGUUCCUCCUACUCUCUGUGGAAUGAUACCCCUCGGGUCACAUGCCAGGCAGGGUGGCAUACUGUUCUGUAGUGUCACUGUUCUCUCUAUUUCAUCCAGUUACUAGAGCCUCCUGCAUGCAGAAGCUUGAAGGCUGAUUUCUGCUCCUGGACUUCACAAUGGUGCCUAGUUUCAGAGGUAGGGAAAAUGAAGCAAAGAGAGAAGAAGGGAGUUGCCAGACAGAGGUUUUGCAUCCCUCAGAGGAGAACAAAAAGCGAAAUCCAGCAGCCAGCAUGGAAAACGGAGAUUUUACCAACAUGUAUGAAAACACAAAGAAUGCUAACCUCUAUGAAAUUCCAGAUUCAGAGGAAGAAAAAGGUGAUCAUCUUUAUGAUCAAGUCCAGAAAGGCCCAGCAUCACCUUCCUCCACAGCCACUCCAGAGAGCAUGGACAUCAGCUGUCAGGACAGCUCAGAAAGCAGUUGCAGUAACUCCGUAUCUUCUCAUCAAGGAGGUGAUGGGGACGAUGGUUCAGCUUCAUCUCAGCAGGGUGCUGAAGAAGACCAGGCACGUCAGGAAGAGCUGGAACUGAUGAGUCCACGGCAGGAUGACAAAGAUGUGCAGGCCAUGAUGUUUGGAGGUAGAAUGCUUUCUCCAACUAAUUUCCAACUUCAAAAGAGCCCGAGCCCUUCCACCAGCUUCCCGGUUCCUACUAGAUAUCCACUUAACAACAACUUGGGAGAAACUGACAACUUAGCAAAGGAAGACUAUGAGAUUUACCUUUUUGUCAAGGCUGGUAUGGAUGGAGAAAGUAUUGGGAACUGUCCUUUCUCCCAACGUCUCUUCAUGAUCCUGUGGCUCAAAGGCGUUGUGUUCAAUGUCACUACAGUUGAUUUGAAAAGAAAGCCAGCUGAUCUGCACAACUUGGCACCUGGGACUCAUCCCCCAUUCUUGACUUUUAAUGGGGAAGUCAAGACAGACAUCAACAAAAUUGAGGAGUUCCUGGAAGAGACUCUUGCACCUCCAAAGUAUCCCAAGCUUGCUGCUAAGUACCGUGAAUCAAACACUGCAGGAAUAGACAUCUUCUCCAGAUUCUCAGCAUACAUCAAAAACACUAAGCAGCAGGAUAAUGCAGCCCUCGAGAGGGGUUUGACAAAGGCUUUAAAGAAGCUGGAUGACUAUCUGAGCAACCCUCUGCCUGAAGAGAUUGAUGCAAACAAACCCCAAGAGGAGAAGGUAUCUAAGCGCAAGUUUCUGGAUGGGGAUGAGCUGACACUUGCUGACUGCAACCUUCUGCCCAAGCUCCACGUUGUUAAGAUUGUCACAAAGAAAUAUCGCAACUAUGAAUUCCCAACAGAGAUGAUGGGACUGUGGCGGUACCUGAAGAACGCCUAUGCCAGGGAUGAAUUCACCAACACCUGUGCUGCGGACAAAGAAAUCGAACAAGCCUAUGCAGAUGUGGCCAAGCGGCUCAGCAAAUCCUAACUGACACCUGCACACACCAGCACAGGCUCAGUGUCCCUGCAGAUCUCCAUUUCACAGACUCCUUUCCUUGUUGCCUUAGGAUAUAUUUGUCAUUACACUAUGUGGUUGGCAUCCCCGUGAUUUCAGCUGUUAAAGUGAAUUGGUCAGGGAUAAAUCUGCCUCUCCCUUGAGAAAACAUAAGGCAACCACAGUGCAAGGCUAGGGGGGACCCUCUGAAAUCUGAACCUAAGAUCUGGAGCGAGUAUUAUCAUUUGCAAUCAGUAUUUGAAAAUAGUCCUUUUAUUUUUUUGGCGGUGGUGGGGAGGGAAAUAUCAGCCACCUAACUUGUCUGACUAGGGCCUUUAAAACUAGCAUUUUUAGCUGAAAUUUCAAAUAGCUGGAUUUGGAGUGUACAGAACUGGUCCUUCCCUGGCUUGUGCCAAGGGCACCUUUUUCUGUUGUGAUCUAUUAAAAAAAAUCACUGCUGGUGGGACCUUGAGGUAAGAGAAAUGUGUGUGUGACAGCAUGAAGGGAAAACCCCCCUGAGAAGUUAUAUUUACAAACCUCCUUCAAUACAGCUUCUUAUUUAACAGUGCUAGGCGGUCUAUAAGAUAUUUAUUGAUAACUUGACUGUAGUGGAGGAAGGAUCAGUGAAUAUGUCCAACUUGCUACUUUGCAUCUGACUUGCAUGCUUCAAUUUGAAAUCUUAAAGGAAAAUAGAAUGAGACAUUGAGUGGACAGUCCUUGGAAGAACAGCACUGAUGCCAAAAAAGCCCACUCAAUGCGCAAGUCAGUGGAGGGACUCAGGCACUACACUGAUAGGGGCCAUAAGAUUACUCAGUUGUAUCCUCACAGAAAUCCUCACAGUUGGCUGAAUUCUUUUGGGCAGUUGCAUCUUCGCUGUAUAUUUGCCAGCUUUGUUGUUAUGGAGACAUGGCUGCAGAGUAGAAACUGGUUGCCUCAAGUAGAGAGAAAUACCUUCUUUCUUUUUAAGCUCCAGCUAGGUCACUCUCCAGCCUUCCUCUCCCAUUAUAGCGAGCAGAGUGGCCUGAAACUAUUCAGUAGGAUGGGUUGGGAAGGAGUCCAUAAAAAAAAGACCUGAGGAAGAAUGUCUUGCAUUUGAAAGCUUGUCUGACUAUCCCAACUACAUCGUUAGUCUUAUAAAAGAUACUGCCGUAAGAAACUUUUGCCUCUCAUAUAAAAAGGAAGACUCCCAUUCCUAACUGGAAAGUUGGCAAGUAUACUAGCUCACAUAAAAGCAUGGUGGCUUGGUUUUAUUCAUUCCCGUGUUUCAUAUAGCUACCGUUUAAUGACCCUCCUGAUUGCUCACUUGGACUGCCUUUGGCAACUGGCUAUUUUGUGCUGUGGGCAGCUGCUGCAUGCCACAAUCUGCUUUGAGCUGAACUUUACUGGUGUAUCUCUUUAAGAAAUUAAGGGUACCUAUUCUUUUGUUCAGGACAGAAAAGGCUAAGUGUGUGCACAUAUUGAAGACAAGACUUUCAAUCCAGAUCUAUCAAUUUGGAAGGAGUUGCAAUUUAUGUUUAAAGAUAAAAUAAGUUGACCUCAAGUACUCAUUGGCUCCAGCCCUGGUCAGACCCCUACUCCUGCGUGGGACUGGCAAACCUUUACAUGAAGGAAAGGCUUACAGUAAGAAACCCUAGCCCUGGUUUACAGUUAGAAAGAACUGGACUGGAGAUUACUAACAAGGUCAGAUUCUGCUCUAGUACACUGGUGUAGAUCUGGAGCAAUUCCAUGGACGCUGGUAGAGUUAUUCUGCUUUCACACCAGCCCAACAGGGAGCAGAAUAUUGGCCACUGAUUGCAAGGACAUUUUGUAGUUGACUGUCAUUUUGCCCAUGGCAACCGUUUUUUUCUGAACUUUCCAAAAGCUUAGUUGAAAGUCCAUGAACUCCCUGGUCUUCCCUCGAUAUGGGCUUUUUAAACAAAGGCGAGACUGGAGGGCAGAGACUCUCACACUUCAAAAUAUUGCUGAGAAAUCAACUGGCUCAGAGAGCAUGAGUAACAGCCAGGAAAAUCCAAUGAGAUUAGAAGAGACUGAACAAGCACAUAUGGCUUGUUAAACCCUUUUCUUCAUCAGAUUGGAAUUAUUUGUAUUUUAAAUAGAUAUUUAAUUGUUUGUUUAUUUUGUUUGAUUUGGGCUUUUCUUUCUGUCUCUUUUUUUCAUUCAGCUUAUGGGCUGGGCUGAUUCUUACUGUAAGAAUGUGUUAUAACCAGGGCUUGCAAAUUAUUUUGUAAUGAUCAGUGCUUUCCUGAUGUCUGACUAAUGGCCGGUUAGGAUUUUUUUCCAGCAUGCCUUGGCAGGCAGAGCUCUGAUCAACUGAGACUGUGCUUUUCUCCAUCAUCAUUUCCCAGGUUUAUAUUUCAAUUAGAAGCUUUGUCUAAUCAGAACUAUGUGUGAACUGUGAAUAAAAAAAAGUAGGAGGCAGAUGCAGCCUGCUGCUCUGGGCAUAUUUCACUUGGCUCCUUUAUCAAAUGUGUAGAGACAGUGGGUCUCGGGGAAGGUAGAUGAAGCAGUUCAGGACUGAUGCUAAUAUUUGCUGUCCUCAGUUUCUUGAACCAAACUUGAAUACAACCUUGAAAGGUUCUGUGAUAUUCUAAUACAGAUUCUUUACAUGUUCCCUACAACGCAGUCUAAAGGAAACUACACAUUUUUAGUGCUGAACAAAAUUCUCUUGUCAGAACUGUAGAAAUCCUAAAUCCUUUUGCCAGAAUUAUUUUACUCCCAACAAAAUGUGGAUUUUCAAUGCAAUGGACAGUUUGAUUAAAUAAUCUGCUUUUUCAUUGAAAAUUUGGGGGAUUUCAGUAUAAAAACUGAAAAUCCCCAAACCUCUAUUUUUUUUGUCAGUGAAAACUGAGUAUUUUUGAGAUUUUUUUUUUCAACAGCACCCUGAAAAAUUAAAAAAGUUGAUGAAAAUGAAAUAAAAAAUUGCUUUUAGCAAAAGUUUCACAACUCUACCUCAAAUUUAGUAUAGAAUCCAAGUCUGGAUCUUGAAUUUUGUACCUUCUCCCUUACUAUCCUAGACUGACCUAAGUUUCUGGAUGGAUUCAGAAACUUCUUGAAAUUUGUAUGGGUUUGAAAUCCAAAGUCAGAUUUGCAGAUGUCACAUUUGCUCGCCUUUGUAAUUCUUGCCUUUAGCCAUGGCCAAAAGUAGGCAGUGUUUGGUAUCUUGCACAGAAAAUUAUUUUUCUGUAAUUUCCAGUCCAGCUCUCUGGACCCAAGAUAUUUAGAUAAGCUUCUUUUUCCCAUCACCAGUGAGAUUUCAAAGAGCUCCAGGACUCUUCUAUGCUGGGUAUUUUUGUGCCCUUCCAUUGUAUUUAGAAUUGCAAGUAGUAAAUGUUAAUCAUGCAGAAGGUUGUUUAUCUACAUUGGCAAAGCAGCAUUUCUGAAAAGAAUUUAAGUGACAAGACAGACAGUACAGAUUUACAAUAACUUUGUUCAUAAAUUUCUUUCAAGAUGUAAAGAAAGACAUAGUGCAGAAGGGGAAGACGCCAACAAUAUGGAUUUAAUCAUCUACAUUUCAGAAAUGCAGACCAAAUGUCUGUAAAGAUGUCCAUUUCUUCCAAACAUUUCUUAGAUAUUUUUUUCAAAGUUACCGGUUCACUCAGUCCAACACUCCAUUCAUAUUGGAACCAAUAUUGAAUCCUCUUUCAUUAAUAUUAAUGUUGGCCUUUUGGGCAAACUCAUACAUUAGUAACGAUCUUUCUUUCUGUUAGGAUAUGUGAGUUGCCAAAAAGUCGCCUUAGCUGAAAAGGUGAGAAAACGAGAGAGUAUGUGAUUCUAGGAUGCUUAUUCUUGGAAUCAUGACAAACACUUGUCCUUUCCAAGAAAAGGGAAUUUUCAGAGGUUAUUGUUUUCUCUGAGAAUGCCAAUCUCAUGGUAUGUAUUGCUAUCUAUGCACUUCUGGGAUGUCAGUGUUGUUCUGUGUUUCAGUCAGUUUAAAGGUAACUGGCAGGGAAAAAUAUCAGGUACAUAUUACAAGGGAGUCGGGUAAAGGGACUAAGCAGAGGAAAGCAGCACAAUGUGUUCCUAAAAGUGAAGCAGACCAUGAUUUUUGCAUGGUAUCUGUUUCAGUAAGACAUGUAUUAAUCCCUUAUGCUUUUCUCUCUCUCUUUCUCUUCCUAUUCCACUCCAAUUCCUGUUUUUUUUUUCUUCUCCUUCUUUAGUCUCUAUACCUACAACAAAACCCAACAGAAACAGGUACAUAAGCAUUAGAGAUACAAAAGACCAGGGCUUUUAACUACAGGUGGUGGUCAGGGCCAUCCUGCCUUUCCACAUUGUUAGAUAGGAGAGAGAUCAUGGCUAGACCCCAGACAGAAGUUCCAGGGGAGCCAUAAUAUGGAAAAGAUGAGGAACUACACUUUAAAGCACCACCUCCUGAUGCCAGAUAUUAAUCUAAUACUAUGCAUUUGUUCAAAGACCAGAGAUCUCAACAACUCUUUUCUAAACAGUGCAGUGAAAGUGAGAAGCAAAAUGGAUGUCUAUGUUGCCACUUUCCUGCUAAGGUAGAUAUUUUGGUGCAUAGCAAUGAAAUGGUUGAAAAACUAGCCAAAGAGAAAUUUCACAAUCAUAUAAACUCCAGGAGUUGAUGGAAAAUUUCACAUUUUAGUAUAUACUUAACUUUUAAAGCAACAUAAAAAAAAUCCUCCCCUCCAUUUAAUAUAUCUAUAUUUUAGGCACGGGUAAAUUUGAAUGUAUUUAUUAUUCCACUCAGCAUAAUAAUUGUUCCUUUUGGUUUUGAUUUAAGAAAUAUUUUUCCAAGAUUUUUGUCUUUUGCUGUGUCUUUCAUCUCUUCGUUAAUACUAACAUCUUACAAUGCCAGAGGAGGCAGGGAAGGACUGAAGCUUAGACUUAUUGAGUAAUUGGAGAAGCUAGUAAUUUGGGGGAAAUUUUAGUAUUAAAGCCUCUUUAUGAAAUCCAUGUAAGGAUAUAUAACACUUAACUUGGGAUCCUAGAAGCAUUUUAGCCAAGGAUACUAUAUUAUAUGGUCUAGAUUAGAACUGUCAGCACAGAACUGAACCACUUGCUGGCUGGUCUUUCCUGAAGUAGUCCCAGAUGACAAAUGGCACAGACUCUUCUCAGAGUCACGGUGGUUUCCUUGCCUCUGUGCUAUUUCCAGGUUGCAACUGACUGUUGGCCACUGUCAGUAAGAAAUUAUGACACUCCACUUGUGUUGCAUCUGCUGGUAUAUAAGGGGAGAAAGAGGCGCAGUCAUAAAAUUUGAGAAUCACUGGCCUACAGGUGUCUUCCUCCCCAUGUUCCUUGGUGGUGUCCCAUAGCAUAACUAUGCCUUCAUUGUGUCAGCUUCACUCUUACCCUGAAAUGGCUGGAAACCACCCCCCCAGGUGAUUAUUUUUUAAAUGAAUGAAACUCCAAAUGUGCUUUAAUGGUUCUCAACCUAACACUGUCAGUUCUCACCUCACCACAGGAUUGAAUUUGUUGGCAGAAAUGAAAUUAAAUUAAAAUAGUAAAACUUGGGUAUUGCUAAGUACUACAGGGAGCCCUAAAAGUAGUUCAUGUUGUAGACCCAUAGCCCCAGUGAACAUCCUUUAUUUCCCAAAGAAUCAUUUGAGUUGGAAGUGGGUCAAAGCCAUCUAUCCACUGCACUGUGCCAGGAUUGUGUCAGUUGUUCCUAAACCCUCCCUCUAGAUCUAUAAACAUUUUGUGGGAUGACUGCUGGCACCAAAUUAAUCUCUUUUUAUUGCACUAAAUUAACUACUGUUGUUUGGAAAUAAGGAAUAAAUAAAUAACAAAGAGAGUACAUUUCUCUAUUUUCUUUAUUAACAGAGCUUGUUAAAAUAUACUCCCAGGCUUUUAGAAAAUAUGAGUUAAUCCACAAAUUUUGGAGACUUUUUAUUUAUGUUACCUGUAGUGUAUCAAAAUCAAAAGGAGAGGCCUGUGAUUCUGAAUAGAUCAUUUAGUAGGGAGUUUUUAAUUUGAGCAGGAGAUUGAGGAUGACAUUCACUUAAAUUAAAUCAAGAGAAAUUUAGGUUGGAUUUAGGUUGGAAAUUAGGUUGGAAAAACUUGCUCACUAUGAGGGCAGUUAAGCAUUGGAACAUGUUCCCUAAAGAGGUUGUGGACUCUCCAUUCUUGGAAAUUUUUAACAACAGAUUGGACAUUUGGCUGGAUUAGACGUUUGCCCAAAGAUGCUCCUGCCUUGAGCAGAGGUUGGACUAGAUGACCUCCUUCCAGCCCUAUUUUUCUAUGAUUGUACGAGCAUAUGUUUUGGGAGGGAGUUUAGUCCAGUUAUUGGGACAGGGCCAUUGGGGAUCUCUCCUGAGAUGAGUUGCUCUGUGAUCUUGGGCAAGUCGCUUCUCCUCCAAAGGCAAGUGGACUCAGGCUGGCAGUAUAUUUGUCCAUGAACCUUUAACCCUUAAUGAGACUAUUCAUGGGAAAAAGUUUUGCUCAGUAAGGGCAUCAGAAUCAAUCCCCUGAGCUUAUUUUACAAAUCUGCAGGCUAGGUAUAAUGUUUACCCAAUUUAACAGUAAUGGUUGGAAGUUUAAGUGCCUUGAGACCUUUGGAUAGAAGGUAAUGUAAUUAUACAGUUCUUCUUCUAUGUCAUUUCUAAAUCCAUAAAUGACAGUGAACAAUCAGCUGAGAUAACCCACAGCCUAUGGGCUGAUAAUCACACCAGGUCUUAGUUGUAGUCCUGAUCUUUUUGCCAUGGAUAUAAAUGGGAGCUUUAGUAACCAAGAUACUUUUCAGCAAUUUGAGUUGGGCCUAUUACAGAUGCAAGCAGCGGCAUCAUGGCUUCUUGAAGGUAGGCUACCUUGCUCUUGGAUGAGUUUACAGAACUCAGGAGUGUAAGAAUGAUGUUGUAGCCAUGAUAGUCCAGAAAUGAUAUGAGAGGCAAUCAUUUCUUAGGGUGUUAUCUUUUAUUGGAACAGCUAUGGUUUUGAAUGCAACACAUUCUUGGUCAGGUAACCAGGUAAUGUCUUGCAUUCAAAAGCUCAUCUACCUUUAUCCCAACUACAUAGCUGGUCUAAUGAAAGAUAUCAUCCUAAGAAAUUCUUGCCUCUUUACAGUACUUCUCAUUGGAGGCUAGAGUAAGCUGCUGCCCCUGCAGCACAUUAUAAAAUGGGAUUAAGAAAUCAUGCAAUGUGGACUGGCUAGUAGUGAGUCAGACUCAUUUGCGGGCUGUACAGCCACUAAAUUGGUCUGACAUCAGUAACCGCAGCAUAAGAGCACGGACGCUGAAGUGAUUCAAACCAGCGCCUUUGUCACCAGUCAUUUUCUAUUUAUAACAACAGCACAGAUCCAUUUUAUAAUCACAAUGAGGCACAACAGGAGCAGGCUUUGUUCUGCCUAAAUCACAUUUCUCAUGCGGGUAGAUUUAAGCACUCAGCCUUUGGCCCCUUGCCUCACACCACACACACCCAAGGCUGGUGUUUCUGAUACAACAAUGCACACCCUGUCGUGCCUGAAUGCACAAAGCCCACUUAAUCCCCUGCUCAACAGCUCUCAAAUGUUCCCCAAAGUGUGCUGAGUUGCUACCCUCCCAAGCUUGUUAUUUCCAAUGGCAUUUGGAGACUCAGUCUUUGGUUUCAAAGGACGUGAGAGCCCAUUGCAUUGUUUAGUGGUGGUAAUGACUGGGCAUUGUUGGCAAGAAGAAGUGGGGAAAAAAUCCUUCUUUCAUAGUGGCAAAUGCACUGCUGUAAUUUGCUUGGCUUUUCAGAGACCCUGAAUCCCUUCCCAAAGACUCCGUUGCUGUUGAAGCAGACCCUCCGUUGGUGCAAAUCUUACAACUCCACUAACGUCCAUUGGAUUUACCCCAGCUGCAGAUUUGGCUCUGUAUUGUCUAGAGAGCAUUUAGGAUGUGGUAAUCCACAGACUUUUUUUUCUAGCUCAAGUGGUUCAUUUUUGCAGGGGAAUGCUGGAAAGAGGUUUAAGUUCAGGUCUGGGCAGGCUCAUAAAAAGCGUCUAUGUUGCAUUAAAGCGCAGUUACAGCUGGGGACAAUGGACCUUAUCUAUUUACCUCGAGGGUCUGUGUGGGAUUUCUGGAUAAGGAAGACAGGUUGAGCACCUUGGUGUACUUGUGAUUUUCAGGCAAUGCACAUAAUCUAUGAACACAUGAUAGUUGAUUUGACUGGCAGCUUGUAUGUAUGUGUACAGCUUUUACCAUAAUAGGAUCCUGAUCCAAACCUCGGGGCUCUCUUGUGAUAAACACGAUAAGUAAUACUACUAAUCAUUGUAAGAAAAGUCAUUUCACCUUACCUUUAAUGUUACAAUUGUGUUACUGUACAUUCUAUAUAUUGUGAAUACAAAUUAUGUUCAUUUUGCAUAUCAGGGAUAUUUUAUUGUUGAAGAAACAGUUGAGCUACUUGAACUUCUGAAUUAAAUAUAAAUCUAUUCAUUGUUCCCUUCUAGGCCAAUGGAUAAAAGAGUAGAAAUUUCUGUUGUUUCUUUGACAUGUGUUGAAUGAAGAAAUAUAUCUUGCUAAAGCUGGCCCAUUUAUAAUGCUGUUUUCCAAUCUUGAUUAGGACCCAGUAAUUUGAAUAAAAUUGCUUUAUUUUCUCAUAUUAAGUAAA
Molecule: messenger RNA, 13292 nt
Organism: Alligator mississippiensis (American alligator)
Lineage: Eukaryota; Metazoa; Chordata; Crocodylia; Alligatoridae
Gene: CLIC5
Product: chloride intracellular channel 5
Exons: 8
Coding region: 3462-4766 (434 amino acids)
Source: RefSeq, a predicted model, not a curated record